AUGGCAUCAAAAAGUUUGAGUGAAUCACAAUCAAAUAAGACAAUAUCAGAAUGUAAUGGAACAGAUCUUGAUUUUCCAUUAAGUCCUGGCGAAGCCGGAAAAUUUGAUUUCUAUCGUGUUCAUUUAAAUAAUCAAGGUUGUAACAAUGAUUCCAUGUUUUCCAAUGAUUGUGAAGUAUUUAAUUCAGUAACUGAAAUACCAAAAUAUUGGACACCAUUUGCUCAUAUGAAGCAUUUAUCUGAAUAUGGAAAAACUUCUUCUUCAUCGUCGGCUUUAUUUGGUUCAACAUCACAAUCAUCAACUGAUUCGGAUAUACCUAAUAAAAAACAAAAUAAACCAAUUCAAACAGUUGCAUCAUUUUCAUCAUUAGGUGAUGCAAUUAAAAGUGCUAUAAACCGAGGACAUUUAAAUUUUACUACAAAUCAAUUUCGACGACCAGCAAGUGGAACAACUUUAUCAUCAAAAGAUCUUAAUCAUUUAUCACCUCAAUCAAUGUAA
Messenger RNA from Rotaria sordida, 498 nucleotides. The record is from the annotation of a GenBank genome assembly. Lineage: Eukaryota; Metazoa; Rotifera; Eurotatoria; Philodinida; Philodinidae.